This is a messenger RNA of Trachemys scripta elegans, 5543 nucleotides long. It is a transcript of the gene NYAP2, whose product is annotated as neuronal tyrosine-phosphorylated phosphoinositide-3-kinase adaptor 2. The transcript is spliced from 7 exons. Gene Ontology annotation, biological process: phosphatidylinositol 3-kinase/protein kinase B signal transduction; neuron projection morphogenesis. Lineage: Eukaryota; Metazoa; Chordata; Testudines; Emydidae. Bases 1356 to 3503 code for a protein of 715 amino acids. The record is from RefSeq and is a predicted model, not a curated record.
AAGCAGCAGCCUAAUCUGCGUCAGCAGUAAUUGUGUGCCUUGCACUGCUUUACAGUGAGGGUGAGUGCAAAAGAUAUAUCAAUAUGAGGUAUCAAACUGAGACCUAGAUGUUCCGUUUAAGUGGCUGCUCAUUUCCUUGAGCCAUAACAUGGGCUAAAGGUUAACUUACACAUUCUCCGAGGAAGAACAGUUUUUUUCUUUCUUUUUCUUUUAAGGUGUGUGUAUUUCAUAUUCUUUACUACCUACAGAGGCUAAAUAUGAUGUACGGUGUUGUUAAUGCAGAUUUUUUUCCCACUGGAUUAUUUGCUAAUCAGACUACAGUACAGUGGAGAUAAGAGAGAAUCUGUUGCCUAGAUAGGAGGCUUUAAUGAGCAACUGAACCCCUGGGAGCUGAAAUCUGAAGUAGAAUGAUGCUGUUUUCCGGUCUCUUGUCAUUUCUUCACUUGCUUCUUCUCAUCCGUUUUCCAAUGGGCCUAGUGAGCAGGAACUAUCCAAGGUACUAGAAUGCUGGCUGCUUGGCUGCUGAAUACAAGCGGAUUGCAGAAAGAGAGGAGAACCAGAUUACUGCUUAUAUCAGAAGGUAGGCUUGCUCUUUGUUUGAGAAUCCCUGAUUAAUCAACAGCAGCAUCAACAGACUAAGGCAGCUGGAGAGAGCAAGCCUGCCUGUAAGUCACGGGGGAGAGAGACGAUGCCACAAGCUAGACUGCUUCAAACCUUCUAUAUCUAAGUGGCAAUGAGAGAGAGAGCAUCUUUUCUGCUGCAAGAAGCCAUUUGGAUAGGAUGUUUUCUAUUCCUUGUUUUCAUUUAUUUUUGUCUCCACAGAAUACAUUCAAAUGAGGCACCUUAGCAAUCUCUGUGUUGUUGCAUAUGACGGUGGUGUAAUCUUCUACGUUGUAAAGUGGGUAAACAUCAUCCAGUUUCUUCUCAGCUGGACCUCAAAGCAGGGUGCUGUUUGUACCCUCCUAUUUUCUAUGCCCUCUGUUCUCUGAAUGUGGAUUUAAAGAAGCAAGCACCUGUCUUCUCUUGUCACUGCAUUUUUAAACGCCAAACUUUAAAGGCCAUUUUAAUCCUAUACCAAGAAGAUCUUUAACAUAACCCACUGACUUCUAGUGAUGCAGAAUUCUACAAUCUGGGCAUCUUUGCCAACAAGAUUUAAUGCACUUUAACUGAAGAAAAACUGAGCCUAAUUGCAAAUCUGUUUCUUAUGGUGCUGAAAUAUUCCUUCAGACUGCACUGAGAUAACCACAGGAAAGGGCUUUUACAGACAAAAGUCACCUUUGAUUAUUGCACUUAGCAGUCCCCGUGGACUUAAAUUUUGGAAGUGUUGCUUUCCUUCGUCCAUUAUCUCCUGCAAAAUGAUGAAUUCUAAUCAGGAGGAGGUCACGUUGGGCACUUUUCUCCAGUAUAUUGAAGAUAUGGGGAUGAAGGCCUAUGAUGGCUUGGUUAUACAGAAUGCAUCAGACAUUGCUCGAGAGAAUGAUCGCAUGAGGAAUGAAACAAACCUGGCUUACUUGAAAGAAAAGAAUGAAAAACGCCGCAAACAAGAAGAAGCAAUAAAACGCAUAGGUGGAGAAGUCGCGAGAGGAAAUGAAGGAAGCUAUGUGGGCAAACAUUUCCGCAUGGGAUUUAUGACAAUGCCUGCUCCUCAGGACAGACUGCCGCAUCCUUGCUCUAGUGGCUUUACCGUGAGAUCCCAGUCUCUUCAUUCGGUUGGAGGUACCGAUGAUGAAAGCAGUAGCUGCUCUCGUAAACAACCUCCACCAAAACCUAAACGAGAUCCCAACACCAAACUGAGCACCUCAUCUGAAACGGUCAACUCUGGAACAAGUAAGAGUGGGAAACUACCGGACAAGACUGAAGUGUCGGCCAAACCAAGACCUCACAGUGAUGAAUAUACCAAGAAGAUCCCUCCUCCUAAGCCUAAACGAAAUCCAAACACUCAGCUAAGCACAUCUUUUGAUGAAACGUACAUCAAAAAGCACGGCCCCAUGAAGACAACACUCACUAGGGAUGCCUCUUUAUCGCAAGUCAGCAGUCCUGCCCCAGACACAGAAGAAGAAGAGCCUGUUUAUAUUGAAAUGGUUGGGAAUAUACUAAGAGACUUCAAGAAAGAUGAGGAUGACCAAAGUGAAGCAGUCUAUGAGGAGAUGAAAUACCCUAUAUUUGAUGAUGUAGGCCAAGAUUCAAAGUGUUCAUGUGAAUAUGACCAUCACAGUUGUUCUUCUCAGUGUGCUACUCCCACAGUGCCUGACCUAGAAUUCACCAAGUCCUCAGUGCCAUCUACUCCCAAGGGCUUGCUUUGUGAUAUCCCCCCACCAUUUCCAAAUCUACUUUCUCAUAGACCUCCACUACUGGUGUUCCCGCCAGCACCAGUGCAGUGUUCCCCAAAUUCUGAUGAGUCUCCUUUAACUCCACUGGAAGUCACAAAGCUUCCUGUAUUAGAAAAUGUGUCUUACAUCAAACAACAAGCUGGAGCUUCUCCAUCUUCACUGCCACCUCAUACACCGGGCCAUCAAAAACUGGAGAAAGACCAGACAGUAUCUCAUGGAACUACUACUCCUGGGCACUCCUCCUCACCUCCUCAUCCUUCUACCUUAUACAGAACACAGUCUCCGCAUGGCUACCCUAAAAGUCACUCUGCCUCACCCUCUCCUGUCAGUAUGGGUAGGUCUCUUACCCCCUUAAGCCUCAAAAGACCUCCACCUUAUGACUCUGUACAUUCAGGAAGUCUCUCAAGAAGUUCUCCAUCAGUGCCUCAUUCUACAGCCAGAAACACGUUGCAAGAAGGGGGAAAGAUGGUAAAUGCCUCGGCCAAUACCUACGGGUCAUCAUCACAGAGUGGUUCACGCUCUAGAACACCGACCAGUCCUUUAGAGGAACUAACCAGCCUCUUUACCUCAGGACGAAGUUUACUGAGGAAGUCGUCCAGUGGCAGAAGAUCUAAAGAGCCUGCAGAGAAACCAUUAGACGAGUUGAAGAUCAGGAGCCACAGUACUGAACCACUACCAAAGUUGGAAAACAAAGAGAGAGGAGGUCACCAUGGGACAACUUCCUCCAGGGAGUCAAUAAAAGCUCAGGAAUGGGAUGGAACACCAGGACCACCAGUUGUGUCCAGCAGACUGGGAAGAUCCUCUGUUAGUCCAACGAUGUUGGCAGGAAACAACAGCUCAGAGCCUAAAGCAAGCUGUAGAUUAGGUCGAUCUGCAUCCACAUCAGGUGUGCCUCCUCCAUCAGUUACUCCUCUCAGGCAAGCCAGCGAUCUCCAACCCAGCCAGGUGACAUGUAUGCAGUGGUUGCAUGGGGACCAUACAAUGCUGGAAAUGAUUGAGAAAAAGCGUUGUUUGUGCAAAGAAAUAAAGGCUCGACAGAAAUCAGAAAAAGGACUUUGCAAACAGGACAGCAUGCCCAUUUUGCCGAGUUGGAAGAAGAACACUGGGAACAAGAAAUACAGCCCCCCUCCUUAUUCCAAACAACAAACUGUUUUCUGGGACACAGCGAUAUGACCAGACUGUUGCUGAUGCCAUCACUACAAUGUUGCAAGAUGCACAAGUAGCCUCCUUUCUUAAUAAGGCAAUGCCUGUGACAUAAAACUUAAUCUGCAGGUGACGAACUAUCUAGUGAAAAACAUACCAAUGUGGUGCUCACCUGUCAAUCUAAAGAAAAAUCUAAAUUUCCAGCUGAUUAAGACAUGUAUAUUUAUUAAGGAUUUUUUUGGAUCCAGAAGAUAUUGAAAUGUAAAUAUUUUGCCAAUCUAUUGAAAACACCUGAACUAAUACACUGUUUAAAAUAUAUAAUUCAAAAAUUUAUGAAGAAUUUUACUAUAUAAUAUAACUGUUAUAUUGUUUUAUUAACUAUUUUAUAUGUGGUAUCCUAAUGCUCUUUUGUUGUUGUUGUCAUUUUUAAUGAUCUUACCUGCCUAAAUUUGGCCUCUGUACAAAAGCAUGUGGUUGUACUUUUGUUUAACAAGUACAAUGUACAAAUGAACCUGGUGCUAAGGCUGUAGAAGUUCACUAGAGUCAUAUUCAUUAGAGACAUCCGUUGCUUUUGUUCUUCUGGGAAAGGUUUUGGCAGGAAGUAGUAAAAACUGUAAACAAUGCAAAUAAAAAUGCUUAAUUUGGAUGUCCAAAUUGCAUUAAAAAAGAGUUGUUCUGCAUCAGAUUUUUUGUAAAUUUACUAUUAUAAAUUGCCCUUCUUUUUAUGUCAAUCAGUUAUUAAAGUCUCCAGUGAUAGUUCCUAGGCUACAUUUGGCUAACCAAGUAAACAAAAUUUACUGCAGAAAGGUCUAAAAUAGACGCUCUUCCUUCUUUUAUUCAGCUGACUAGAGGAGACCAUGGUUCACUGUGACUAAGAAUUGUACAUCACAUGAUAAUGAAUUAACCCAUUGUUUAUCUGGUUAAAACAGUGGCAAUGCACCCAUGAUUCCUGUCCACAUUUGUCUUUGGUUCAGAAAGUAAAAGUAACAAAAUCUGUUUACAUUAUUUUUAAUUACCCCAAACAUCCCUAGUUGGGUCUGUAUCAAAUUGGAAAGCAUUAUUAAAAAAGGCCUGACCCAAACUCCACUCACAUCAAUGGAAAGACUCCCAUUGGCUUCACUUGGCUUUGGAUCAGACCCACAAAGCACCUUUCUCUCAAGUAACCCAUUUCCUGUUCCUGGCUGAUCAGAUAAUUGGGUCAUAGUCCUCUGUGACAUCACACCAAUCCUAAGAGAAUGCUAUGUCAUGACCAAAGAAUUAUGACCUCUUGGUUUUAACAGGAGAAAGAGAUGGCUUAUACUACAUAUGAGGAUGAGAGCUGUGCAUUAAAAUAGCUUCCAAAAGAAACGCUUUAGGGUGAACAAUAUCCGUAUUGCCAUGGAGUGAUAAAAUAAUGCUAUCACAUAUAUUUUGUAUAUGUAAAGUUCUAUCUAUGCUUCUGAAAUUUGGCAGCAUGAAAAUUCCUCUUUAAUAGUCCUUUAAAAAUUAUAUUCUCUGAGAAGAAAAAAUGUGUUGUUUGAACUUAUUGUCAUAUUGGCUUUUCUUUGAAAUUAUAUUGCAGCAAUGCCCUGGGCAUCACUGCUGAUCAAAAAAACCAAAAAUAACCAAUUUUAGUAGGUUUUUUUGUAAUCUAUAUUACUAAAGUUUGAGUAAUGCUUUAUCAGUAGUAGUUUCUUUCCAGCCUCUGAAAUAAUAAUAAAGUUUUUAAAUAUUUUAUAACUAAUGUAUAUUUUGAUGUCCAAAUUGAGGAUUUCUGUAUAAGAUAAACAAAGAAGUGUGUGUUUAUAUGUUUGUAUGUAUAUUAUCAUUAUGCUAUAUGUGUGUGUAUAUGUAUAGGUGCAUAUAUGCAAACAUAGACACACUCAUUUAUAUAUAUGCUGUAUAUAUGAAAUGUGUGUGUGUUGUUGGAUAUACAGUGGCUGAAAUGGGUACAAAAUUUAGAUGAAAAUGUAAAGAUGCCCCCACAACCCAAAUGAUAGAAAACAUAAAAACCACAAAUUGUGAAGGAAUCUUUAAAUAAAUUUUGUACCCAAAAGGCACCAAUUGUAUAUUCUGCCUACUCAUUUUUUU